Messenger RNA from Symbiodinium pilosum, 844 nucleotides. Lineage: Eukaryota; Dinophyceae; Suessiales; Symbiodiniaceae. The record is from the annotation of a GenBank genome assembly.
GUUGUACGUGCAGCGCGACUCCUUGGUGAAGAUGUUUGGCCUCUGCGCGCUACAGCUGGCAGUCUGCCUCGUCAUUGCAGGAGUUGUCCACUCGUUCCUGCUGGACCUGGAUGAGUCGGCUGAGAGCGCGCCUCCUGCUUCCGGCGGCCAUGAGCAUCAUGAGCCCUACUUGCCCGUUGGCAAGGUGAUACCUCUGCCUGAGGGUGCUCCACCUUUGCUGGUGGCAGGAUACUGGGGCCUGAGCCUCCUGAACCUAGUCCUCAUCAUGAUCCUUUGGAACUAUCGAAGCUCGCAUCCAUGCAACUAUGUCACCUUGGCGUUGCUCACGCUCUCCAUGGGCUGCUUCUGGGGGGUUAGCAGCUCCCACUUCGCCUUUGCAGAGCACAUGCUCUUCCUGGCACACAUGGUUGUCACAUUGGGGGUGGCCUCUCUGGUUUGCCUGUGUCUCAGAUAUCAAGAGAAGUGUUUUCAACAUGUGGUGAGUUCAGCUUUGGCCGCUCUCUGCUUUGGUUGGACACUUGGACUCGCUUUAGCCUACAUCUACUCGGAGCUGGCUUUGGAUUCCUGGGGAGUAGCACGGCCUUGGGCAGCGGCUGGGCUGAGUAUGGCGGCCCUUUUCUUCAUCUUCCUCUACAUGUUACACUCCCUGGUCCAUGGUGCCACAGAUGACCUCAUUGGUUUGGUUGGCGGCAUGGACGCCAGUAUUAUGGCAAUCAUAAGUUUGCCAUACCUGCUCCUGCUCCUGGCCUGCUGCGUACCUUCUGCUUUGCAGUGGGUGCAGCACGAACCCACGGCACCAGCGGUGCCAGCUACCAGUCGAGCUGAGCGUCCGGCCAACCCUUGA